AUGUCGUCGACCAUCUACCAGGACUCGUUCGUCAAUGCUCGGCCCGGUGCGCCGUACCAUGCCGUCACCGCCCGACUGUCGCUCACUCGUGCGUUGACGCAAGACCUCGCAUCCUACUACCACGAGCGGGCAUUGGUCGAAGACGCGUACGUCAAGUCGUUGCAGAAGCUCUCGACUCGACUGCACCAGGCCGGCUCGCACACGGUCUUUGCCAGCAUCGACGAGCUCGGCCUCGAUUCCCGUGAGCGCCAGCGUCAACUCGGAGCAUGGCAUGCCGUCCGAGUGCGUCUCGAGGUCGAGGUCAACGAACUGGCCAAGCAGCACGAGACGUGGAGGAGGAAGACGGUCGAAGAGGUCGAGACUCCGUUGCGACAGAGCUUGUCCAAGCCAGAGUGGGCUCGCUGGCAGCAGGGCGAGGCGUCGCUUGGCUCGACCGUCCGAGAGUACGAGAGCACGCUUGACAAGGUGCAAAAGGUCAGGAGCAGUCACAAUAUUAUAAUGCUUACAUUUGGUUCAGGCUCCGGGCCAAGGCUGACCUCAUCCGCUACUUUACUUCCCCGCGGCUCACCCGCUUCGUGCCGUCAUCCGAAAUUCGCACACUGUCUCGGCCCCUGUCGACAAUCUGCUUCCCUUUACAUCCUCAAAGGCUUCUAGCAAGGAAGGAACAAAAUCGGCAGGGUCCACUUCGACCAAGCUUCUGACCUCCCAGGCCCACUUGGCCACGCUCGGUUCAUCUCUCAAGUCGGCUACGCCGGCUUUCCUCGACACCUCGCAAAAGCUUGAUGAAUCGCACCAGCUCUUCCUCAAGGAGGCUCUCAUACGAUCCGGAACGUUUACGUCCGAUCUUGGCCGCGACCGAAUGGAAGCCGGCGAAGGUCUGCUCAACACCGUGCUCGGCGUCGAUGAACAGGCCGAGAUCCAGGGCUGGGGCUUGAGAGAAGGUAUGAAGGCCUCGGGUGGUGGGUCCGCGGCUGCGAGUGGUGUUCUGAGCACGAACGAGUUUGGAGCCACGUCCGCCACGAGUGGGUAUGGCGGCGCGAUCCGAGAGGAAUCUAUUGCCGAGGAGCCGAUCCAGGCUCCGCCUCCUACUCUGGCUCCGCCAGCGCAGACCCAGGAUCGAAUGCGAGCUUCUUGUGAGUGCCGAGUCCGUCAGAUACACAGGUUCAAAAGGCUGUAUAGCUGAUGGUCGACAUCGAGCGGCCUACCUUAGCCAACGCUCGACCUGCACCCCCUCCCGUCGCACCUCUGCCCCUCCCCUCCCCGGCUGCACCGAAAAAGUCCGGCGGAGGCUUCAAGUUCUCAAAGGUCUUCAAGCGCGACAAGGGAUCGUCAGGAGCCGCCUCUUCCAAAUACGGUACUAUCGAAACCAACAACCAGUACCGAGGCUCUGCGGACCGUCAGUCGAUCGAAUCUCGUGAUUCGGCGUCAGUCGUUAGUCGACCCGAAGCGGCGACGCGCUCGUCCCUUCUGGCUCCUCAUGCCCCCCGGUUGGACCGCACGGCUAGUGGAUCGAGCAGUCUGAUGGGUGGUUCUUCAAGCGCGGAUGCGAUGCAAGCCCCCAUCAUGCCCACGACGUCGACCCAGAAUCGCGAUAGCUUGAUGCCAGGUGGUACCGGCGGCCUCUUCCGACGGGCAUCGUCGGCCGGGAUGGGCAGCGGUAGCAAGAAUGGCGGGCAGGCAGCAAGUGGCUCGGGUAGAGACGAGCCACUACAAGAACCGACGAGCAGCAAUGGCGCGACUGUUGAUGAGGAAGGGUACUCGGUUCCUCCGGCUGGCUACGACAAGCAGCCGUGGGAACGAACGGCGCAGGGCUCGAACCUGAUGGACGAUGACGACGACGACGAAGUUGCCGACACUGCUGCGCCCUUGCAAAGCUCUUCUCGAGCCCCCGCCGUGGCUCUUGCUCCGGCCAUCAUCACCGAAGCCGAAAGCGAUCGUCAAGCCGCGCUCGAAAAGGUGCAAUCGACGCUGCUCUCGUCGGGCCCGGCUUCGAGUCUGAGUCGCCGAACGACUCGGGGUCGUCGAGAUAUCAACCGUUUGUCGUCGAUGCCCGGGCUCUCCGGAGCCACUUCGCCGAUAAUCGCCGAUGAGAUCCCCUUGGCCCCAGCCGUCGAGCGACAACAGCAAUCACGCGAGACGUCGUUGGACUCGUCGUCGACCUCACCCGCCGCAGCAACAACGGUCUUUGCCCCCUCGGCGUUGAACCGCGUCGGAUCACCUACAAUGUCGUCCGACCGGGCCAUGUCAAUGAUGUCGACAACGUCUCGCUUCGGUGGUGCGGCCGAUCCUUUCGAGCACGAGUCCUCCCCUGGAUUGCGCGCGAACAUUGUCGAGACCGUGAACGUCCUUUCGAAAGGUGGUGAAGUGACUCGGGUCAUGAUCACCGGCGAGGUUCAUCUAUCCUACCGCGCCGACUCGUCCGCGACGGCGGCCUCGCCACUCCGCUUCCGCAUCGCGCAAUUCGACCAAUUCGAAAAGGCGGCCCCCAACACGACGUACAUCUCCCCUGUUGCCGGUGGUUUCCCCGGCGAAUUCGAAGUUCUGCCUGCUCUAGCCGCACAACAUGGCUCGACCGUCGUCGUACUCAAAUACCAAGUCCGUAUCGGUGCGGGCCAAGAAUCUCGCUACAACCCGCUUUCGGUAAAGGCGUUGUGGAAAUGCGAACCGACGCAAACAAAGUUGAUCAUCAGCUACAAAGCCAACGUUUUACCUUCCUCCUCGUCGAGUCCUUUCGGCGAGGACGAAGAGGAGCCUUUGAGGGAUCUCGAAUUUUCAGCCCCCUUGGCGGCGAACGUCUCGACUGUGCAAGCUAAACCUGCUGUGGCGAAAUGGCAUGCUGAUACACAUCGCUUGAUUUUCAGCCUGCCCGAACCAUUCGAAUCGGGUCCGACGACGGAGGAGAAGAAGUUGUUGGCAAGUGUGGGAACGGAUGCGCAGUGUUGGGCACAGCCUUUGGCGGUGAAAUGGGCGAUCAGGGGGAGGUUGCUGAGUGAGGUCGGGGUGGAGAUGGAGGGGGAGGGGUUCAAGGAGGUGAGGAAGGCGGUGGUGGCGGGCAAGUACUUGGUUGCCCCCUGA
Microbotryum saponariae is the source of this 3075-nucleotide messenger RNA. NCBI's taxonomy places the organism in Eukaryota, Fungi, Basidiomycota, Microbotryomycetes, Microbotryales, Microbotryaceae. The record is from the annotation of a GenBank genome assembly.